Messenger RNA from Ectocarpus sp. CCAP 1310/34, 1800 nucleotides. NCBI's taxonomy places the organism in Eukaryota, Phaeophyceae, Ectocarpales, Ectocarpaceae. The record is from the annotation of a GenBank genome assembly.
AUGACCACUUCAAACAGCAUCAAGUUUGUAGAGAAGGCAAACGAACACGAAAGUGAUACCCACAAGCCGCCUCUUCCGCGCCCUGCUGUCGACGGCGUUUUGCCUUUCUUGAUUUCACGCGUGCAGCAGUCCAGAAAACGUGGUCGCGACGACGAGGGCAACGGGAUACUGGGCUUCCUCCAGGACUCAGCGCUUAUCGAGGUGGUGGAUGACUCCGAUCUUGAAGAAGAUGUGGCACCCUUGAAAUGGGAAGCCACGAUAUUCUCUACCUCUCGCAUCUCGACCUCUGACACGUCCUUCGUGGCGGACCUGCCACGAAGGCCGGGUCAUGUCGCGGUGAGGAGCGCAUCGAAGAAGGGCAAGGGGGACCUGGUCAUGGUCAUCACGGAGGCCCACUACCACCACGCCGUCGAGUUGUACCUCGGGCCCUACGGUCUCGCGGCGACAGACGGCAUCGAGAGCGACCCUCACGAAGGUGUCCUUACCGGUCGGAAAGGCCGACCCAGCUUUCACUACGCCAGUACCGACGACGCCAUCAGGGCCAUCCUCGAGACGAAGCAGCCCUACGUCGACGCGCUGCACAAGUUCCUUGCACUCUCCAGCUUUCUUCACUGGCAGACUACAGAAAGGCAGGCGAACGUGGACGCCAAGAUGGAGGCCACGUUUACCGAGGCUGAACUCUCCAAGCACUCGUCGCUCUUCGUCGACAAGAAGGGCAACGCGCUGCCCAAGAUCGGAGUCAGGGUGGCGCACGACAUCGGAGGCGGGGCGAACGUAGAUUACAGUACUAGAGGAUUUGAGUCGGACCCCAAGAGUUUGUUGACUUUCGGCGGAGGUACUAUCGGUGGAGCGCAAAAUGGGGCGCGCAAACUAGUUGCGCUCGACUCGGAGGAAGACUUCCGACUGAAGACUCCCGGGGUGGCCGCUACCACGGUGGACCACACUACGAUGUUCCUCCGCCUCAACGAUGCGGCGGUGUUUGCCGCCCGAAGUGAAACGUUGUUCGACAAGGGGUCCUGGCUGAACAAGAACGUGGUCGGACUGGCCUGGGUACGACGCCGCGGGCUGUCGCUCGUACGGACCAGGGAGGGGACGACACGUGGCGGGGAGCCCUGGGUGUAUCUUGUCACCGUCAUCGACAACUGGGAGCAUUGUUGGUCAGGACCGGGUUUCCUUCUGUUCGUGACGCAACAGGGAUGCUUCUCAGGCUACAAGAACCUCAAGGAGCACGACAAGGAGGGCGCCCGCCAAAUGGAAGUCGGCCGGUCAGGCGACUUCUCGACCCCCGCUGCAAAGGGCAAGAUCGGAGGGGCGAACCAGGUGGGCAGCGCCCCCAGCAACGGUGCGGCAGCGAAAGUACGCAAGCCCAUCCCCGGCCAACGCAACCCCGUGAAAGAGUAUGGCUUUUGCUUCGGCUUCGGGGCGGAUGGCGUUGGCCUCGACCAGAAGCUGCACGACAAGUUUGCCGGCGAAAACGGGUUUGGGGACGGGCCAAUUACGGAGGGCGGGUGCGAGAUCCCAAACUUCAGCGAGGCGGGGGUGACAAAGGGCGAAUCAACGUGGCAGCUCGAUGAGCACGACUACCUCAUCCUCCCCGUCCACAGCGGCAACAAAACUGAGGGUCACCCAGCGUGCACAAUCGGCGGUUGUGUCCCGGUGGAGAAGGUGAACGAGUCAUGGCGACUGUGCCACUGGGCGCUGAAGUACAUCCUCAAUAGGAGGAUCGUGUCCAAGGUGACGCAGAACGCACGCCACAACGGCGCUGGCGAAAAGAGCCGCGCCAAGGGGAGGAAGGAGUGA